AUCUACCAGCUGCUAAAGGCGAUAUUGUAAAUUAUCACAUCGCUCGGACAUCCGUAAAGCUACCGCCGUUGACUAUCAUACUGAACUAACAAGUACUUCCAAUCAAAAAGAAUAUCCGCUGAAAUGCUAACACAAACCGACGCAUCCAAAUGGGUUUUAGAAUCGGUGAGAAUAAGAGCAGAAGAACUGAUUGCCAACAAAAGCAUCGAACGCGGUUGAAGUGGUGGUUAUGAUUAUACAAAACAUAAAAAUCUGUAAGAUAUAGGAAACUUCAAGGAAAAAAUCACAAAGCAAACUGUGUAACUAAUUAAGGAAUGGUUCGAAAAUAAAUAUCACAAAGAGCGUAAAGGAAGCAAAAACGGAGGUACUUAGCCCAACCAUUUACUAAUUGCCGUUUAUUAAUAAUUCACCAACAAGCAGAGAGCUAAACAACAUCUUCCGUUUGUAACCGCAAAAGCGUAUCCUACGUCUAUGGAAAUCCAAUUGAGAAGACGUCGGCCACCACUGCAACAACAACAACCAUACCGACUGCCACGCACGCAGUCGCCAUAUUACCACAACCAACAGCACUACAAAGAAUCUCAACAACAACAAGAACAACAGCAAGUACAACAACGAAAACAAAAACAAAAACGCCAGUGGCAACCACACCCACAGCCGCAACAACAGCAACCACAGAGUACAACAACACGCUGUAGUUGUAGUAGUUAUAAUGAUGAAAUUAGUUAUAUGCCUUUUAUUUUUCGGACUAUUCGCCAUUCAGACGGUCGGCCAUAUGAACAGUGACCCAGCACCAGGCCGCUCGCCAGGUCCACCCAACGCCAAACAAAAUCAAGCAGCAUUGCCACCCGUGGCGCUCAACGUGAGUACCGCAAAUAAUGUUGCGGCCAGCACAGCUGCCUACCCCGCGCUCGCCACUUCGAUUGCGACUUCAAUGGUGGCGGCGCAGAAUCAGCGCCACAGCAAAAACAACAAUGGUGAGCAUUCUUUCGGGCACACGGCAGACCGCAAUUACGGUAAUAACAGUAACAAUAACAAAGAUGUGAGGCUAGCUGAAAGCAACAGCAACAUCAACAACAACAACAACGAACAACAAUUAGUUUCCGGUAUCGGAGAGUUAACCAACACGGACGAGAUUAACAUCAAUUUAAACAAAUUAUCCUCAGGCAGUAGAAGCGGUGCUUCAGUGUCCGAGUCUGCAGUGACCCGCACCGCCGCUGAUUACACAUACGAUAAUGUGGCGCACGAGGUGACGGCAGCGCGGAUUGUGCAAGGGGUGGAACAAUCGAGUGGAAUAACAGAAAAAUCCGUUACAGGCACAGUAGCAGCUGCGGCAGCGCUAAUUGCGCAAGAGGCGAAAACGAACACUCUCAGCAAUACGAGAAGCUGUCGCGAUGGAUUCAGUGAUUUCCUCAAUGAUGUGGUAGACGUGGAAGAGGAGGAGCAAUCGGAGGCGAAUGGCGAGGAUAUUAACGAUGGGCGCACACGGAACGGGGCACAUAUUGGACAUCAUUUGUUUAUAGAUUUGCAACUGGAACAUCAGGUCUUCGAAACGUCAACUGUCGGCAUCAAUUGCGGUCUGAUGUAUCAGGUGCGACUAUUGACGUACGCCAGACCAACAACGCCCAAGGCAGCAAAACGGGCGACAAGAACUGAUGCUACUUUAGGGCAACCGUUAGACGACUCUUCCUUCGCCGAAACCACCACGGAGCAUACGAAUACAAAAGCGAAAGCGAAUAGCGAGGAGGGCGUCCGGGACAGCAAUGCCGACAAUGGCGGCAAUGGUAAUGCCAACAAACUGCACUACACGGGGGAAUUUUUCGUUGAAACACUCUCGACAUUAAGCGGUCGCGAACGUGGCAGUUUUGUUGAUCACCAUUCAGCAAGCAACACGUUGCCAAUUUCAUGGUUCAGCUCACUUCAGCGCAACGACGCCAACCGUGAUGGCGACGAUGUUGACAGCCGGGAGUCCGACGCGGAGAGAAACGAUUUCGAUUCGGUCACAUCAACGUCGGAUGAGGAUAAUUUUGCUUUCGGCCAUGAUUACGAAGCCAUCGGCAGUGGACAUGGCCAUUUUCAGCAACAACAACAACAAGCGUUUGCUACUAAAUGGUUGCAACAAAGCUGGGAUAAAGCGACCCAUAGACGGUCACAAAACAAUAGCAGUUGGAAUGUUAGAAAAAUGUGCCCAGAAAAUAAAUGGCAUGGCAAUGCGAACAGCCAACAAGAAGAAGAAGAACAACGAGAAACAAGUAGUGGCACUACCUUUGAAAACCAGCCUGAUAGAGGUGCAGGUAUGGAUAGCAGAGGGAGUAGGAGGAGCCGCAACGAAAUGGUAAACGAAGUGCACACAGAGUCCUUGGGCUUUUGGAUGUUAAAUGAACUAUGCGAACAGGACGACACCAUCGAAUUCAGAGUGUUUUUUCGUGCGUCCUUUGAAAGCGACAAUGCUGAUGGCACCAACAACAACCGCAAUAGCAUGGAAAAUGCCAGAAACAGCAGCCACAACAACAAUGACAACAUAAAACUUGAAGCACAACAUGUCGUGUUCAAAAAAACUUUUAAAUUUCAACUACGUAAAGACUGCCAAUUGUUGUUGCGCGAAGUGACCAGAGGAUCAUUGGAUUAUACAGCACUUCCAUUGUACAGCAUCGAUUGCACCGUACAUUUUCCUCCAUAUCGGCUCUUCGAGACUGACAACCCAUCAACCCCUCCAAAUCUCGAAAAGGGCGACAUCCCACCGGCGGGUAUACUCGUUGAACUGCAGCGCCUGAAUGUGCCAUGCAACAGUGGCGGAUUUAUACGUUUCAACGACGGUUCGCGUUUGUGUGGCAAACUUGAAGAGCUGAAUGCCGUCGAUCGCAGUUAUCAUUUCGAUGUGCGCAGCCGCACCACAGUACACUUCCACAAAAGUCCGAUGUUCAGUCUCAGCUAUAAGCUGGUUGAUUACUGCUACAAUGUGACGACAAGCAAUCAGUCCGAUGAAUAUUAUGUGCGUCCAAGCAUACGCAAUGCGCUCGAGUGCUACUUUCGUAUUCACCUGCCGUAUGGAAAUCGCAUAAGCCUGACACUCGUGACCAACAAUGACAGCGCCAUACUGCAGCCAACCGAUGGCAUUCAAUUAAAUGCUGCUGGCGAACAGGACACUUUCAAUAUCUACACCAGUCAAGGCGUACAAAUCGACACCCAACGCAUAAAUAUGACCGUAAAAAGCAGCAGUGGGAGCAGCAAAAAAAAAUCCGGCACAACUUCAAGCGUGUACAAGCGUGCUGAGCCCAAGGCGGCGGCGCGAACUGAUACGUGGAGCGCGCACAAUCAGACGCGAGAGCAUAUUAACAAGCGCUCUACGAGUUCCUUGGAUGGGUUUCUAAAGCUCAUGGAAAACCAAGUAAAGGACUUUAACUUCGGCGCGGGUGGCAAAUCUAUGCCGCCAGUGAAAGAUUUUAGCAGCUGUGAUGGCGUUAUAAUUAAGAUAUUCGAGAGCGAUUCCAUUCGCUGGUCAUACUGUAUAAACGAUGUCAAUCGCAUGCGUGCUUUCAUUCUAAUCUCAACUGGUAAUACGUUGAAUAUACAUCUGUUCAAGGCCUCACAUUUGCACUAUAACUCCAUACCUCUAACGAAUGGCCAGAUUUCCGGUGUCGAUCCCAAUACGCCCCUUACAACACUGCCCACGAUUUACUUAUCCUAUGCGGCGCUACCCAUUCCCGAAGUCGUUGCCAGCUGCGAAUUCGGUUGGGUUGCUAUGCAGCAGUUUUGUAUAACUGCGAUAGAAAUGGCCAUGUCAUGGCCAGAUGCUGAAGAGUACUGUGUGAAUUUGGGCGGACAUUUAGCUUCCAUUCGCAAUGAGCAACAACAACAAGUAGUCAAUGAGCUACUUUUCCAUAGUCCAGGCUAUGGAGAUCAAAACGCCUAUUGGGUAGGCGGCUCGGAUAGCAACUAUGAAGGAGACUUUCGCUGGAGCGAUGGACUGCUAUUUCAGUACACAAACUGGUUUCCAGGAUGGACGGAACACAGCCACUACAAUAAGCAGCCCAAUGAUGAUGGUCUCAGCAGCCAGGACUGCAUAGAAUUGCGGCGCUUUUUUCGCACACCGCCGGGUAUACAAACGAAUCGAAGUCCACUAACGAGCACUUUCAUGUGGAAUGAUCGCGAUUGCAGUGCGAAAAGCUUCGUGAUAUGCGAGCGAGCGAUGAGCGAUGACUCUUUACGCCGCAGCUGGGUAAACGAUUGUAAUAAGACUGUCUCGUUGACGAAGGAGCAUCCACGUGCCUCAAUUUGGAGUCCCUCCUUUCCGCGCCAAUAUCCUGACAACGCGAAUUGUUUCACGACAAUAACAGCGCCCACAGGCUAUCGCGUUGUCAUCGAAUUCGAAGAGCUUGUGAUCGAGAAUGAAGCGGGUUGUACUUAUGACUAUUUGGAAAUUACCGAACCAACGCACUAUGAUAACUUCAAAACUACAAAAUCUUCCAAAAACAAAAACACUAUAAAUAUAAAUAAUAGUAAUAAAAGUAAUAUUAACAUAAGUAAAACCUUUCGAAAGCGAAGUUCUUAUGAGAAACCUAGCCUUAGUUCAUCGUAUACUAUGCCUACAUCUACAUCUACAUCUACAUUUACAUCUAGUAAUUCUAAUGCCAACGCUUAUUCUAAUACGUAUACUAAUUAUGCCAACACGAAUGCUGUAAAUAAUAUAAAUAUGGAUGUGAAUGUGAAUGCGAAUGCAAAUGUGAACACGAACGCAAACUACAACACCAACACCAACAUCAACACCAACUACUUGUAUUCGAAUAGUUAUAACAACUACAAUCUCGCGCAAACGAAUUACCAGAAGCUGCUGCACAUUUUCUCGAGCCUCUAUCGGCCGCAUACGAAUUACCUAAUACAGACACCCGACUAUCCCCGAGGGAAUCCCAACUAUCCAGCCAAUCAUCACAAUCGGAUGCGCGCCGAAGGCAACGUGGAUACGAACGCAUUACCGAAACGUUUAUGCGGCGAUUGGAGUUCUAAACUGAAACUGCUGCGUCAUGUGUCGACUGGCUCUUAUUUGGGUUUGCAUUUCGUAUCCGACUACUCGCAUCACUUUGGCGGUUACAAAGCGAAGACUUAUAUGGAGAAUACGGCUUCUGAAUGCGCCAACGAACGCUUAAAAUACUACAAUGGUUCCUGUUAUCUGUUCAUUUCCUAUCCCGAAGUCGAUUGGUGGACGGCGCAGCAAGUAUGUCGUGGCAUGGGCGCACGUUUGUCAUCGGUGUCGUCCUCUGAUGAACACAGAUUUAUUACAUCGAAUAUACGAAAUCAAAUUGACUAUUCGCCUCAACUGAUCUACUGGCUUGGUGCAGAGCUGGAGAAAAGCGGCCAAUUCGAGUGGACAGAUGAUACAAGAAUGAGUUUCCAGGGUUGGUUGCCUGGCCAAGGACAAUUCGAGGAACUCCCCCCAGAUGCCAUCUGUUUGGGGCUGCAAUGGAAGAUGUCACCAACGCCAAUGCUGCCUUCGGGUUUGUAUUGGCAAUCACAAAAAUGCAGUAAAGUCGGUGGAUAUGUAUGUAAAAAACCAAAAGAUUCAUUUGGCACAUUUUCCGCCAACAACCUAACAGUUACAGGUGCCGAGGGAAGGCUAGUGUCACCAGCCUACCCCAACACAUAUCCCCUAAAUAUGGACUAUUGGGUGCAUAUAAAAACACCAGAUCGUACCCGCAUAAUACUUCAAUUCCAAAAAAUAGAUCUUGAGCCACAGGAUGAGUGUCUCUAUGAUUUUGUCAGCAUACAAGACUUCGAAUUAGUCUCGCACAUAACACUGGAGCCUGGAAGCAAUCCCCAACCCAUGGCCAUGUUAACUUCUGAAGAGCAACUAUCGUCGACGGACAAUGAAGUGGACAUAGGUGAGUUCGCAUCGGAAUACCGUAAACGACCGAAACGUAGUCUGCAAAGAGGUCUACGUAUACCGAAAAAGCGGGGGAGCUACCCAAACGUCAACACUGCCAAAAAUGAAUACAGGUACACAAAGCAAACUCAUAGUAGGAAAACUUUAAAUCGGAAGCACGAAGGCGCUAGAAAAACGCACAGUGGCAAUCUACGAUUUAGAAGAGAAGUGCUUACAAAAACCGGGCAUAGUGGUAAUAAGUGGAUUUCCACUGCAGCUGGCGUCGUAACGAAAUAUCAAAAUCCCAAACAUCGUCGACGAAAAGCCAAGGCACAUCGCCGCAAACGCAAUAGUAUUUUAGAGGAGGCUGACCAACUGAUGUUGCCCCUUCCAGUAGAUAAUGCACAAUCAUUCCUGCCAUAUGUACGUUGGUGUGGCACACACACCGCCAAUAUGUCCAAAUUCGACUUUGUUUCCAAUUCAAAUGAGGCAAUGGUGAAUUUUCACAGUGAUUACUCCGUUAAUGGUGCGGGAUUCGCGGCCACUUGGAGAGCGAUCGAUAUAUCUGGCUGUCCGCUACAGACGCUCACUUCACGUGAGGGCACCGUCUUCAGUCCCAACUAUCCACAUUUUUUACUACAUAACUUGAACUGUGCUUACGUGAUACAAGCGCCAGCUGGCAGACGCAUUUGGCUCGAAUUCAAUGAGUUCGAUUUGAAUGUGGACGCAGUUUUGGAAGUGGACAUUGGUAGCGGACCACUACGGCCCUUUCGCACCAAAGAAAUAUUGAGCGAGGGUAUAUUCGUUAGCGAGCGUGAACAAUUGCGCAUACAAUUUCGCACAGGACAGCAUCCGAGAGGCAAAGGCUUCCAAGCUGUCUAUCGCACAGUGACACCAUUGGAGCGACGUGAGCGGGUCAUCAGUUUGAACUACAACAGCAGCGGUCAUCUCUACCAACUCAACUACCCACGUGCGAUGCCGGAAAAUGUGGACUUCACACACCAUUUAGUGGCACCGUUCGGUCAGAAUAUUAUGCUCGAAUUGCAAGGCGUUGAAUUUAGUGAGAAUGGCGAUUGUAUCGAUGGUAGUCUCUUAGAGGUCUACGACAACUACGCGGACAAUAAUGGCACAAAGUGGCAACUUUGCAAGUAUCAGCAGCCCACUACUCUUCCACACACCGGCCCACCCAGUUACGAUGCGGAGCGCCAGAGUUCAUCGUACGGUUACUUACAUCCGCAGGACACAUUUUAUACACACGACCGUUCAAGGUCAAUGCCAUCCAUGUCAAGUAGUAGUAGACUUCAAACUAGAACAGUCGAUGCCACAGCGCCACCAGUGUAUAUUACAUCCUAUCUAAAUACGCUGCACAUCCGCCAACGCACAGGCCUCCACUCGAAUGCCCUACUAAAUGCAACCGUGUCAAUACAAUGGGAUAAUACCUAUAAAAUGAAAUUGGCUGCUGGUGAAAAAACCGUUGAAUCCUGCCAACCCAAUCCCUGUCAGUUCAAUGGCAAAUGCGUACCCAAUAACGGUACGAACUAUUGCCAGUGUAAGGGACACUACACGGGGAGAUUUUGCGGCCUGAAUAUUUGCGAACUGGAGCCCUGUGUCUUUGGCAGAUGCGAGCUGACUGCAAAUAGCUUUAAGUGUCAAUGUCAGCCGGGUUACAUGGGUCCAACAUGCGAGCAAAAACAAAGGCCUUGUGCCGAAAACCCUUGCGAAGGACGUGGCGUUUGUUUCGAGCGAAAUGGAGGCUACUUUUGUCGUUGUCACGCUUGGUGGGAAGGUGCGAGAUGUGAGCGGCGUAUGCUACAUAUACCCUAUAAACCGUUAUCUGAACGCAUGCUGCAAGAACCAUUUUGGCUGGGAUUAAUAACCGUUUUUGUUGUAUUGGCUGUCAUCGGUUUGGUUUGGUGCGCGAAACGACACUUCCCGGAAAAAAUUGAAAAGCUAUUGGCCGAAGAAGCAGAUCGAAAUCGGCCACCUGGUUCCAUACAUGGACAUCAUCAUCACACAUCAUUACGCGAGCAAUUGCAAUUUACAACUGCCAUUCCACAGUCAACCGGCAAUAUCGCACCGGGCACACAACGCUCCAUAUUCAACAGAUUGGGUAUCAGAAAACCGUCACUUUUGAGCCUCAGCAGCCCCAAUCCAAUACCUGGAGGGGGAGGGGCAGCAGCGCGUACAUUUUCACUUGACGAUCUAUUACGACCGCCUCCCCGACGUUCACCAUCGCCACGCAAGAAACGCAACAAUUCGACACCUGUGAAGAAAAAUGCCGCUGAAAAGAAACAAAUUCUACAACAAUUGGUCUCGCCGGCGCCCAAUGUGGACAAGCCGCCCAAAGUCAGCCUGGGUGAGCUCAUCAAUAUGACGGAGAAUCGCUUGCGUGCUGCCGGUAAUGUGGACUCCGAGAGCGAUGUCAAAGAAACAACAUUCUCAGAAAACUCCGGUUCACAGACUUCGACCAACGUAGCAAAUAUUGCACGCACAAUUGCCGAUCCAAAGCUGGAGAAGAAAGUGACAUUUGCACGACUGCUGAACAAAGUCUCUGCCGAAAUGAGUUCGGGUUCAGACAUGGAUAUCGGCCAUAUGGCGAGCACAAGGAAUUCGAGUGCCCUCAGUCUACCAACUGAUAUACAGUUCCGCGCCAGUUCAGUGCCACCAUCACCGUGCACAAACGAUAUGCGUUCACCGCACAGCACCUCAUCGAAUCAGGGUAGCGAUUCAUUAUCCAGUUCUGAUCUCGCACUGACCGACUUCGGUUUGCGUUCGAUGCAAACCAGUGGCAGUGAGAUCGGUAGCACAAAUCACAACGCCCAUCUGCCACACGGUAUUGGUAUUGGUAUUGGUGGUCCAACAUCACGUAGUCGUAUUGGCACAAUAGCACGUCCAAAGGUCUCCAGUGCCGAUUCCAUCUUAGCUAUGUUCCGUAAUCUUGCUUCUUCUUCAAAUGCCACCUCAACAACAACUGCCUCAAAUCCCGCAAACACUGCUAACAUAAUGCAAAACGCAUCUGUAUAUGUAUCACCAUCAACAACCCCAACCGCUUCUAGUCCACAAGAUGAUGCACCUGGGGAUGAUGAAUCGUCCACUUCAUCAAUGCAUACGCCGGUUAGCUUCUCAAGUGGUCCACCCGAUUCGCCUGUGUUCUAUCGUCAAACCACAAUCGAAGUACCCGUUCUCGAUGUACUCAAUGCGCACAAAUCAUCUUCGACACCAUCAUCGUCCAAUUCGUCAAGUUCGACAAACUUAUUACACCCACCGACGAUACUGCUGGAAAUACCCAGCAAUGGCAUCAACAACAAGUGUCUAUCACCGAUUCGCGAGAUGCCCACACCGAUACCAUCGCCGGCUCUCACACCGAUCAUGCCAAGGCCGCAACGUUCAAACAGUCCGAUAUUUCAGGAAGAUCCGCUGUCAGGUGGUGAUUACAGUGAUGACGAGCAGAAGAGCAUGCGCAGUGACGGCAGUGACGAGCAAAUGUCGGAGAAGAUUGUACUGGACCUGCAAACGGGUAAAACACAUGUCAUAAUUGAUAGUGACGUGGAGACGACACCGACUGACACGGCUACCACCUCGAUGGCUGGUCAGAAUAAGUCAGCGGGCUCACUCAAUAGAUUGCCGUUAUUGCGGUUCUCACCACCGACGCCCACAACAAGUGGACUGAAGCCAUCUACUUCCAUUCCCAAUGCUGGGGCAGUGGCUUUGAAGCCACCAGCGAUUGUCAUCGAUGUAGAGCCACCGACGCCAGAGGAGAAAACACCUCGUCCACGUGAUCUGAUUAUACCAACACUGACUGUAGAACAUCCGAGUCCAACCAAGAAUCGCCAUCCGAUGAUCAUAUUUCCCGGAUCGCCACCACCGCAACGAGCCAGCAUAGGUGAAACAAGUUUUAUGUUUCCAAAUAAGCAACAACAAAAAAGGCUCUUAAAACAAUUCGAAAAACCAAACUCGCUAGAAUUUCCCUUCGUUCCACCCAUGAUUACCGUCACUUCUAACAUGAGUGAACUGGAAUCGGAUGCCGAACCAAUGUCACCGGCUACAAAAACCGGCAACCCAGGUGGCUUAAUGCCACCAAAUCCGGUUGGUAUGUGCUAUUUGAGUCCCUUCACAAUGUGCAGCCGUGCCGAUCGCACCAUCUCUGAAAGCAAUCUCAGCUCGUCCGGUUAUUCGAGCAUGGCAAGUCCUGGACCGAGCCGUUGCGGCUCCAGCAAUCCACUAUGUCCCGGCGAAAUGGAUGAACCCGGCAGCGGUCAUUCCGGUGGUGGUCUCUCGCUGCAUGUAAACUUAUUGAAUCGGCGCAAGAACUCGGCUUUGGCCAGCUGCAAAGAGAAUAUAACUAACGGCAAAGGAGCGGACACCGAGCAUGGGACCACGGGCAAUAGCACCGAUCAACUGCACAGACCACGUUCCGAUUCGGAAACAUUCUCUGAUGAAAUCAUAUUGGAGUCUAACGAUGAAGGUAUUGGUACUGACCACGUCGACGAAAAAAUGGAAGACAGCCGUUUGAGCAGCAACCGCUUUAAAACAUUUGGCGCUUUCAUGGCACAACACGUACUAGUCGAAGUGGAUGAGCCACAGCAGCAAUCGGCAAGCACUAGUGCCACCAGUGGAGGCACCACCACCAAUCAAAUGGCACAACUGCAACUGCCUUCUAUAGUGAUACAAAUCGACGGUACCGAAAAGGGGCUAUCGCCGGUGUCAUCACGUUCUGAAAGCCCGCUAAGCGAACGAGCUAGCAUGGGCCGUUUCUCGCCACAUUUCUAUGGGCGUAAGGAUCAAUUGCCGUUCACCGAUUCAGAUGGUCUUUAUGACUUUCCAUCAUCGGAUGGCAAAGGCGGAUCCUUCACUCAUCAACGUCGCAGUAGCAGCAAGAAGCGCGAACGUAAGUCAUCGAAAUGUUCUUCAACACAAUCGCCUACAAAACAACAACUCGACAUACCGAGUAAGGAGUCAUUGACCACAUCGACAACCACACCGAGCAGUAGUGCACACAUAUGCAAUAAGCAUUGUCUUUCGCAUCAUCAUCCGUGUCCUGCAUCGGCGGUUACCACACGAAAGAGUCCCAAAAGACGGCUCAAUAACAGACCACCUGUGGCGAGUAGUUCCUCUUCAUCGGAAAGUCUUAUCUCACCGAAGGAGUUGACGGUCUCAAGACCACUUCCGCGACGUCUUAAUUCCCCAAAUCGAGAAAAACGGCCUCGUAAACAGGAGAGUCUAAGUGAAGAAGAGGUGGCUGAUGCCUUGUUGCGGCGAAUUGCACCCAGUAUUGUGAAGGAAGACACUGAAACAGUUAAGCCAAAAUGCAAAAUAAAUCGUUUGCGUGCGAUCGGAAAUCAAAUAAGAUUUUUACGUCGACUUAAGAAAUCCAUAAAAACCCGUGAGCGUUUAGCAUCACCAUCGGAUAGCUGUCCAGAAGAGAAUACCGACGACAUGGACUCACCGCAAGCCACAUCACCGCUGCUACAACCGCAAUCGCCCAGCAAGACCCGCAUAGCCUUAUGCCGACAAAAGCGACUGCCAAGCGGUACAUACGGCAUCACAGCUGCCGCACUCAACUCCAGCAAUUGGAAGGGCAUGGAUCGCAGUCUGAUCGGUGAUGACCUAAACAGUGAUUAGACAAAAAUGACCCCGGGCAAGUAAGGCAUAGACCAAAGGGCGCUA
Anastrepha obliqua is the source of this 11524-nucleotide messenger RNA. RefSeq lists its product as uncharacterized. The record is from RefSeq and is a predicted model, not a curated record. NCBI's taxonomy places the organism in Eukaryota, Metazoa, Arthropoda, Insecta, Diptera, Tephritidae. The transcript is spliced from 26 exons. The coding region runs from base 713 to 11479 and encodes 3588 amino acids. Gene Ontology annotation, molecular function: calcium ion binding; serine-type endopeptidase activity.